Penicillium alfredii is the source of this 555-nucleotide messenger RNA. RefSeq lists its product as uncharacterized. The transcript has a single exon. The record is from RefSeq and is a predicted model, not a curated record. The coding region runs from base 1 to 555 and encodes 184 amino acids. Lineage: Eukaryota; Fungi; Ascomycota; Eurotiomycetes; Eurotiales; Aspergillaceae.
AUGAGGCCGGGCUUGCCAGAGAUAGGCCUCAGGGUCGAGAGGCCCUUCGGUCUCCGGCUCGAUGUGACUCGAAUCGAUGGCAAAUUGGAUGUGAGACUCCGCGCUGUGGGACGCCGCGUUGGCGUCCACAGAGCGGGCAAUCAGCCCCAGGAAGAGCCCCGAGACCCAACGGAGCUUCAUUAUCAACAGAAGCAUGAAAUAAAGAUAGAGCUGUCUGGAGGGAGGCAGCGCCGGUGGGCCGGCCAGGGUAGAAACACCAGGCGGGGGUCUCAGCGUGGCCACCCCCAGCACCACACGAACAACGCUCGCACAGGCCAGGACAUGAUGCAGAAGAUUUUGAAUCCCUUCAGCAGAGAUCGUGACGUAGGUGGUUUAGCUGAAGUGGUUCCAUCGGUCCCAUUGUUGGGCGCUGACGAUGUCCUCCGCCAGCCAUCCAAGAUUGCGAUCUGCGCAGCGUCUUUGCGCAGGGCCCACUGGGAUCCCCUAGGAACCAACCAGCCCAAAGGCAUUAUUAUCUCCCCGAUCAUGGUUCACAUUGCAGACCCGCGGUUUUAG